Ascoidea rubescens DSM 1968 is the source of this 3190-nucleotide messenger RNA. It is a transcript of the gene RIM4, whose product is annotated as Rim4p. Lineage: Eukaryota; Fungi; Ascomycota; Saccharomycetes; Ascoideales; Ascoideaceae. The transcript has a single exon. The record is from RefSeq and is a predicted model, not a curated record. Gene Ontology annotation, biological process: mRNA splicing, via spliceosome. Gene Ontology annotation, cellular component: nuclear speck. Gene Ontology annotation, molecular function: RNA binding. Bases 230 to 2743 code for a protein of 837 amino acids.
CAAAUCUCAUAAAUCUCAUAAAUCUUAAUAAUCUUAAUAAUCUUAAUAAUCUUAAUAAUCUUAAUAAUCUCAAAGCAAAAAUUUCUUUAAUCAACAAAAACUCAAUAAUUCUUCAAGUAAUCAUAUUCUAUCAAUUUACUACUAUUAUCAUCAACAUUACUUAUCUUUAGCCUAAUCCUAAUCCUAAUCCUAAGACUAAGACUAACCACAUUUUUAUUACUAUCCCAUCAUGAGCAAAUUAACCGACCAACUCAGCUCCACUAUGAUGGAUGAUAACGAAGUCGAAAGAAUUAUUUUUAGCAAGCCCGCCAAAACUCUAGAGAAUUACAACACCGUUCGUCAAAAUAUCACAAAACUAUUACCUUCCUCUUUUUCUUCUGAUGAAUCUCUUGAUGAUGAUGAUGAUGAUGAUGAUGAAGACGACGAUGAUAAUCAAUCCGAUGAAGUUAGCUUAACCGACAUGGUCGAAGACCAUAACGAAGACCAAUUUUAUUCUUAUCAUGAAACAACUUCUAACAAUUUAAACAUUAAUUCUAAUGAUUCCAUCUCUAAAUUAUCUCAAGAUCAAGAACACCAAGAAAAGAUUUCAAACACUGAUCAAAACCAAGAUCAAGACUCUUCAAAUAGAUCAAAUGAAAAAGCCCCAUUUCGUGGUCGUCCAUCAUCUUGUGUCUUUGUCGCAAGUUUAGCUGCAACCAAAUCCGAUAAUGAGUUAUACAAUUCUGUGUUUAAUCAUUUCAAAAAAUGGGGUGAAAUAGCCGUUAAAGUCUUAAGAGACCCUUCAAAUAGACCAUAUGCUUUUGUUCAAUACACUAAUGAUGAGGACGCUAAAAAGGCUCUCAGAGAAGCUCAACACUCAAUGCUAGAUGGUAGAUCAAUUCGUUGUGAACCUGCUAAAGUUAACAGAACUUUAUACAUUGCAACCAAUUCUGGUUAUGAUCUUCAAUCAAAUGAUGUUUGUGAUAUGAUGGAGGAAUAUGGUGAAAUCGAACAGUUAGUUGGUAAUAAUAGUGAUAUUAGAACAAGUAUCUUGCCAAUUAAUCAUCAUGAUCCAAAUAGUAUUACUUUAAAUAAAGCCUGGUUUGUGAAAUUUGCUUAUAGAGAUGAUGCAAUUAGAGCUUAUGUUAAUCUAUAUCGCAACCCAGAAUGGAUUGUUCAAUGGGCUAAAAAUAUUGAAGCUCCUGAUGAAACCAUUAACGAAAUUACAAUUGAUAAAAAUUCAAUUUAUGUGGGCCAAUUGGAUUCAAGGGUUACCAAAGAAAAAUUAGAAGAAAGAUUUAGCGCCCAUGGAAAGAUUGCUGACAUUAGUUUGGUUCAAAAACAAACGAAUAAUUUUGCAUUUAUUAAGUUUGAAAAUGAGAUUUCUGCUGCUGCUGCCGUUGAAAGAGAAAACCAUGCCAUCUUUAUGGAUAAAACAAUGCAUGUCCAAUAUAAAGAGAUGCACCAUCACAAUAGACAUAAUCAGUAUAAUUUACAAAAUAAUCAUCAUAGAUACAGUGCUGGCAGUAUUUAUAAUGAGCAACAGCUAACACUCGCACCUCCUCCAAUCAACUUGCCAGUUAAAAGGGCUUUAAACAAUCAAGGUUUAUAUAAUAUGAAUCAAAAAAUCCCUCCACCAAUUACUUCUCAUGAUAACUCCUCAAUUGGCAGUAUGGCUUUAAAGGCUCCAAUGGGGCAAUUUAGUUUAAUACCACCACCACCUUCUAGUAAUCAAAAUAACUCAGAGAUUUUCAAUUCUUCACUUUCUAAUAUUCAAACAUCUCAAAGAAGAAGCUUUUCAAAUCGUGGUAAUCGUUCAGUGAGUUAUAACAACAACCGCUCACUUGGAAGUUCGAAUUAUCCUUAUAACUCAAAUCAUUAUGCUUCUAAUCAAUCAAAUUAUAAUAACUAUUCAUCUUCAAAUAGUUUUUCUUCAAAAAAUAAUCUUAGAUAUGCCUCAUCAAAAAACAAUUUGUCAUCUUAUAAAGAUUAUUCUACUUAUUCCAGUUCUGACAAGGAUCUAGCUCAAAAUUCAAGACCUUAUUAUCAAGUAAACCAAAGCCAAAAAAGAGUAAGCUCAAACACAAUAAACUCAUUAAUUCAAAACUCGGCUUCAGCAAACUCUUGGAUUGAUAAAAAUAAUUCAGUUACAUCAACUCCAACUCCUUCUAAUAAAAACAAAAAUCCAAAUUCAAGUACCGGAAAAUCACCAACUUCAUCCCCUUCCAACCGCUCAAAUAAUUCAUCACACAUGCUACCAAAAUCAUUAUAUUCUCCUUCAACUGCAAUUUCUCAUGAAAACUCCAAUGAUAAAGUCGAACAAGGAACAACCACUACAAACAGUCAACCCAACAAUUUGUCAGAUUAUUCAAAGUUUAAUACAAGCACAUCUAAUAAAGCUGUAUCACCGGUUUCCCCUUCUUAUUUUUACUACAUGCCAAAGGAAAUUUAUGGUUUUGACCCAAAUGCUAUGCCACAAUCUUCUGCAGGUGGUGGUUACUAUCCAUAUACUCCAAAUUACCAAUAUUAUUAUGAUCCAGCUGGUGUCGAUUACUCCCAGGGACCACCUAUACCAUCCUAUUACAUGUACUAUCCACCAAUGAGAUUAAACAGUAGCAAUGGUAUGAACAUGAGAAAUGUUUCAGUAACUACCAAGGGAAGCACUCAUCCCUCAGUUUUUAGUAAUGCAUCACCAUCAACAUCCAAUAAUCCCCAGAGCACAAUCUCAGGAGCUAUUACUAAAGAUGAAGGUCCCGAAUAUUAGAUAAAUUGAAUACCUCAAUACGAAUUAAUCUCGAUAGUUUGAAUUCCAGUGGAGCUGGUGAUUUUGGUAUUUUUUUGAUGAAUGAAAAUUGACGGUAUUGUUUUCUGGGAGUUUAAUUGUUUUUUUCUGUCUAUUCAAGUUUUUCUUAACUUUUACUUCUUUUUACUGUUUUUUUUGAUUACUGAAUAGUAAAGUGUUUUUUAUGAUCCGGGGUUGUUUUUUUUAGAUAUUUUCGACUUUACUAUUCAACUUUUGAUUCUAUUGGUUAUGAUUCAAAUUCAAUUCUCGCUAGAUAUUUUGACAUCUUUUUUUAAUUUCUUCCAUUUUGAAUUAUUUUAAUAUCUUACUCCUUUAUUCUUUUGUUUGGUUUUGAUUAUUUUCUGAUGGACUAAUUGGAAAAUAUUGAGCAAUCAGUUAAAAUUGAAAAAAAUAUUAAUUUUUGAAAUG